AUGGACAAAAAUGGGCUGCUUUACAGCCAAUUUCUGGACCUGGUGACAGUCAGCGAUGGCAGAGCUGACACCAUAGUCAAGGCAAUAAGAACGAUCCUCACAAAAAAGAACAUUCCCACCCAGAGGAUUUAUGGCCUGGGGACAGAUGGAGCAGCUGUCAUGACUGGGAGAGUGAAUGGAGUGGCCAAGCAGCUACAGGACACCUUCCCAUGGAUGGUGUCGGUUGCAUGUGCCGCACACCGCCUCGCCCUGUGCUGCAAGGACGCCUCAUUAGGAGUGGCUUACAUGAACUCCUUCAGGGACCUUCUACAGCAGCUACACCUGUACUUCAGGAACAGUGUGAAUCGCACAGCUGUACUCCAGGCUUCAGCAGAGUGCUUGGGCCUGGAUAACUUGAAAGUGAAGCGGAACCUGACCGCUGUCCUAGCAGCCUUGGCUGAGGAGACGGAGCAUAAGAAAUGCCCAACAGCCAAGGGGUUGUAUGGCUUUCUGGCUGCCUACAGCUUUGUGGCGUCGGUCCACCUGCAAGCAGAUGUGCUGCCACAUAUCAGCAGGCUGUCAAGGCUGUUCCAGAAGGAAAAUGUCAACUUCCUUGCUCUGAAAGUGCAAGUCCCUGUGACAAUGGCCUGCCUCCGAGCAAUUAAAGAUGCUGGAGACCAUCAGCCACCAGGGUCUUUCCUUUCAAAGCUCCAUGCAGACCUGGACAACCCUGCAGGACUUGGGGCUUACAGUAUUGUCCAUGAGGAGGAGAGGAACAAGAGAGGGACAAGAAAGCGACUGACCAGGGAAGAGCUCUGGGGCCGGUUCAGGAGCCAGGUGAUGGAUCCAUAUUUCGAUGGCCUGCUGGGGAGCCUGGAGAGGAGGUUCCAGAAUCUGGACCUUUUAGGGGCCUUCCAUGUGCUGAGCCCUCAGGCAGCAACUGGAGAUGAGGCCAUUUACGUAGCCAAUUUGCAGCUCCUUGCCGGCAAAUUUCUACAGGCUGACUGUAAUGAGGUGCUGCAGGAAUGGUCCUCUUUUAAACAGCAGCUGAUAGUUGGGCCAUUCAAGGACUUGGAUCAGCAGCAGGUGAUGCAGGAACUGUCAUCAGAGGUGGGUGAAUGGGGGCUGCUUUACCCAUCUCUGAGCAAGCUGGCUGCCAUUGGCCUGGCCAUCCCAGUUUCCAGUGUAAACUGUGAGAGGGAUUUCUCAACAUUGAACCGGGUGAAGACUGACUUGAGAAAUCACUUGCAGGGGGAACACCUUGCCACCUGUAUGCGAUUGAGCAUCAAUGGCCCCCCAACCAGAGACUUUCCCUUUAGGAGAGCCUUAGAGCUAUUCUUUAAGACCCCCAGAAAAAUAAAGUGCUCUCAGGCAGGAUGCCAACUGUGCCAUCAUCACUAAAUCGAAUCAAGUCAAGUCAUUUUAUGUAUAGAGCAUAACAAAAACAUAUAUGGAUCAAGAAACAAGGCAGGACAAAUGAUAUAUGAGAGAAAAACUAAGGAAGUAAACCCCUUGGCAGAACCCAAGAUAUUCAAGUCACUGGGGCAGUGGAACGAAGUGGAGACAUUUGGCACAUUCAUUACUACUGUAGGUGCCAUGCUCUUUUGA
Messenger RNA from Gymnodraco acuticeps, 1587 nucleotides. Its product is annotated as zinc finger protein 862-like. The record is from RefSeq and is a predicted model, not a curated record. NCBI's taxonomy places the organism in Eukaryota, Metazoa, Chordata, Actinopteri, Perciformes, Bathydraconidae. The transcript is spliced from 7 exons. Gene Ontology annotation, molecular function: protein dimerization activity. Bases 1 to 1380 code for a protein of 459 amino acids.